This is a messenger RNA of Capra hircus (goat), 1630 nucleotides long. It is a transcript of the gene NMBR, whose product is annotated as neuromedin B receptor. Gene Ontology annotation, molecular function: bombesin receptor activity. The transcript is spliced from 3 exons. Bases 231 to 1403 code for a protein of 390 amino acids. Gene Ontology annotation, biological process: bombesin receptor signaling pathway. Gene Ontology annotation, cellular component: membrane. NCBI's taxonomy places the organism in Eukaryota, Metazoa, Chordata, Mammalia, Artiodactyla, Bovidae. The record is from RefSeq and is a predicted model, not a curated record.
AAUUCGGAGCCAGCAGGAGCCAACGCGCCCCUUCUAAAAGUGAAGGGCUGGGUCCUGCGGACACUUCUUACCCGCCGGGUCUUCCUGGGGAUCACGCGGUGUGACUCGAUCCUCGCGGGCGGGAAGCUUGUCCUGGCGAGAGGGAAAUCCAUUCAGCCUAAGAGUUAGUUGCAUUCUUCUGGCCACCUGGCCGCACGGAAACUCCAGCGAACUCUCCUGGAAAAGAGACCAUGCCACCCGAGUCUCUUUCCAACCUCUCCCAGCCCGCGGGCGGGAAUCGGAGCGGUUUUGCUCCCGGGGUGUCGGAAAGGGAUUUCCUACCCGCCCCGGACGGGACCACUCCGGAGUUGGUGCUCCGCUGUGUGAUCCCGUCCCUCUACCUGCUCAUCAUCACAGUGGGCUUGCUGGGCAACAUUAUGUUGGUGAAGAUCUUCAUCACCAACAGCGCCAUGAGGAGCGUCCCCAACAUCUUCAUCUCUAACCUGGCCGCUGGGGACGUGCUGCUGCUGCUCACCUGCGUCCCAGUGGAUGCCUCGCGCUACUUCUUCGACGAGUGGAUGUUCGGGAAGGUGGGCUGCAAACUCAUCCCGGUGAUCCAGCUCACCUCCGUAGGGGUGUCCGUGUUCACUCUCACUGCCCUCAGUGCCGACAGGUACAGAGCCAUUGUAAACCCCAUGGAUAUCCAGACAUCAGGGGCAGUGCUGUGGACCUGCAUGAAGGCCGUGGGCAUCUGGGUGGUCUCCGUGCUGUUGGCUAUUCCCGAAGCCAUAUUUUCCCAGGUGGCACGCAUUGGCAGCUUGGAUAAUGGCAGCUUCACGGCGUGUAUACCCUACCCUCAGACGGAUGAAUUACAUCCAAAGAUUCAUUCAGUGCUCAUCUUCUUGGUCUACUUCCUCAUACCACUUGUUAUCAUUAGUAUUUAUUAUUAUCACAUUGCAAAGACCUUAAUUAAAAGUGCACAUAAUCUUCCAGGAGAAUACAAUGAACAUACCAAAAAACAGAUGGAAACACGGAAACGCCUGGCCAAAAUCGUGCUGGUCUUUGUGGGCUGCUUCAUCUUCUGUUGGUUUCCAAAUCACAUCCUCUACAUGUACAGGUCUUUCAACUAUAACAAGAUUGACCCAUCUCUAGGCCACAUGAUUGUCACCUUGGUUGCCCGGGUUCUGAGCUUUUGCAAUUCCUGUGUCAAUCCAUUUGCUCUUUAUUUGCUCAGUGAAAGCUUCAGGAGACAUUUCAAUAGUCAGCUCUGUUGUGGAAGGAAGUCCUAUGGAGAGAGAUCCACCAGCUAUCUACUCAGCUCCUCUGCAGUGCGCAUGACUUCAUUGAAAAGCAAUGCUAAGAACGUGGUGACCAAUUCUGUAUUACUAAAUGGGCACAGUGUGAAGCAGGAAAUGGCACUGUGAUUUUGUCCUUUCAACUCACUACCUGAAAAGAAAGUACUCCUAUUUCUGUUGAGUAGAACAGAACUGAGCAAUUAUUUUUCUUAGUAAAUCUCAGCUAAUUCGUUAAAGGAUUUCACAAUUGACUCAGAAAAGGCAAAACAACAUUGUUACCAUUUUUCUCUGAACAAGACUUUAAAUAACAUUAAAAAUGUAUGUAUUCCUCACAUUAAAAGUGAUUCAAAACGCAA